This is a messenger RNA of Numida meleagris (helmeted guineafowl), 2473 nucleotides long. It is a transcript of the gene INPP1, whose product is annotated as inositol polyphosphate-1-phosphatase. NCBI's taxonomy places the organism in Eukaryota, Metazoa, Chordata, Aves, Galliformes, Numididae. The record is from RefSeq and is a predicted model, not a curated record. Gene Ontology annotation, molecular function: inositol-1,4-bisphosphate 1-phosphatase activity. Gene Ontology annotation, biological process: phosphatidylinositol phosphate biosynthetic process. Bases 1178 to 2473 code for a protein of 431 amino acids. The transcript has 6 exons.
CGGGGGUCGGGGGGUGUCCCGGGGCGCGGUGCCCCCCCCCAAGCAGAGAUCCCGGGGUUCGCUGUGCGGGACGGGGGGGGGGCUGCGCUCAGCCCACGGCCACGGGAGCAGCGUGGAUCUGGUGGGAGGGGAAAGCCCCCGGCCACGUCCCCAGCCACGUCCAUGGCCACGUCCCCAUUCUCGUCCCCGUUCACGUUCCCGUCCACGUCCCCAGCUCUGUCCCCAUCCGCGACCACGUCCUCAUUCAUGUCCCUGUCCCCAGCCCUGUCCUCAUCCCCCCCCCCGUGGCCACGGCCUCAUUCGCAUCCUUGUGCACCUCCCUGUUGCCUGUGGCUGCAUCCCCACUCGUGUCCCUCUCCCCAUCCACAUCCCCGCCCCUGCCCAUGUCCCUGUCCCUGCCUACGUCCCUUUUCUCUGCCCCGUCCUUAUCUACAUCCCCGUCUACAGGCACGUCCCCAUCCAUGUCCCCGUCCACAUCCUUGUUCCCCUCCACGGCCACAUCCCCAUUCAUGUCCUCGUCCCUGUCCCCAGCCCCAUCCCUCUUCCCUUCCAUGGCCACAUCCUCAUCCACGUCCUCAUUCGCAUCUCCAGCCCCAACCCUGUCCCCAUCCCUGUCCCCACAUCUGGGCCAUCCCCCUCCCCACAUCUGGGUUGUCCCUGUCCCCACAUUUGGGGCAUCUCUGUUCCCAUAUCUGAACCGUCCUUAUCCCCACAUCUGGGCCAUCCCGCUCCCCACAUCUGGACCGUCCCUGUCCCCGCAUCUGGGUUGUCCCUGUUCCCACAUUUGGACUAUCCUUGUCCCCACAUCUGGGUUGUCAACUGUCUCCACACCUCGGCCAUCCCCGUCCCCACAUCUGAGCCGUCUCUCUCCCCACAUCUAGUUUGUCCCUGUCCCCACAUUUGGGCCAUCCCUGUUCCCACAUCUGAACCAUCCUUAUUCCCACAUCUGGGCCAUCCCCCUCCCCACAUCUUGGUUGUCCCUGUCCCCACAUUUGGACUAUCCUUGUCCCCACAUCUGGGUUGUCACUGUCUCCACACCUGGGCCAUCCCCCUCCCCACACCUGGGCCAUCCCCCUCCCCACAUCUGAACCAUCCCUCUCCCCACAUCUGGGUUGUCCCUGUCCCCACACCUGGGCCAUCCCUGCUGCCUGCAUUAAUUUCCGCCCUCUUUUCCCCCAUGGGGACGCGCCGUGGGGCCAGGCAGCCCCUCAUCCCCGCACACCCUGCAGUGAGGGGCCGGGGCCGCGUUGGGGGGGGGCCCACGCUGAACGCAGCAUCCCCAGCCAUGGCCGCGCUGCUGAAGGCCGUGGUGAGCGCCUCGGAGAAGGCAGCCGACAUCGCGCGGCUGUGCCGGGACGCGGAGCCGCUCUUCCGGCUGCUGGUGGCCGAAAAGACCGGAACGGAUCGGAACCAGCGCUUCUCCCACGACUUCAAGACGUUGGCAGACGUCCUCAUCCAGGAGGUCAUCCGGCACGACCUGGGUGCCCAGUUCCCUGAGCUGCGCAACCACAUCGGGGGCGAAGAGUCCAACGAGUUCACCAACGCCCAUGGGGACACGGUGGCGGUGCGGGUGUGCGGCACCGUGGGUGAAACCGCGGCGCUGCUGGGCUCCGUGCUGCACCCGCACCGGGAGGCGGCGGAGCUGCUGGCGGCCGCCGCGCACCGGGACGCGGCGAUCGGGGACGCGGCGCUGGACGGCGUCACCGUCAGCAUCGACCCCGGGGACGUGGCCGUUUGGAUCGACCCCAUCGAUUCCACCAACGAGUACAUCGUGGGGCGCGAGGACGCUGUCCCCGAGGAUGGCAUCGCGCCCUCGGGGCUGUGCUCGGCGCUGGUGCUCAUCGGUGCCUACGAGCGCAGCAGCGGCCUCCCCGUGCUGGGCGUCAUCAAUGAGCCCUUCCACCGCCGCCACCCGCAGACACGCAGGUGGCAGGGCCGCUACCACUGGGGCAUCGCCUACCAGGACGCCCACGUCUCCUCUCUGAGCCCCCCCCCGCCGCCGCUCCCCCCUCCCCGCGUGGUGCUGAGCCGGGCGGAGGGGCCGGGGGUGCGGGAUGCCCUGGCCCCGCUCUGCGGGGGUCACCUCCGUUUCGCCGCCGGCGCCGGUUACAAGAUGCUGUGCGUCAUCCUGGGACGCGCGGACGCCUACGUCCUCUCCGGGGGGAGCACCUUCGCCUGGGACGCCUGUGCCCCCCACGCCAUCCUGCGUGCUCUAGGGGGGGGCGUGGUGGCCCUGGGGGAUGCCCUGAGGGCGUGGAGGGAGGGGGACACGGGGACGCCCCCCCAGCUGACCUACAACCGCCCGGCCGAGGGGGCAGUGGGGGCCGAGCGCUGGGCCAACCGGGGGGGGCUGGUGGCUUACAUGCACCCCCAGCACCUGGAGGCGGUGCUGGAGGCGCUGGCGGCUAUCCUGGGCAUCAUCUUCACCUGCUGCCUGAUGAAGGGCAUCCGCAGCGGCUAUGAGGUCAUGUAG